This is a messenger RNA of Spirometra erinaceieuropaei, 1449 nucleotides long. The record is from the annotation of a GenBank genome assembly. NCBI's taxonomy places the organism in Eukaryota, Metazoa, Platyhelminthes, Cestoda, Diphyllobothriidea, Diphyllobothriidae.
AUGCUUGACCCCCACGCCGCAGACCCUGCUCUUCUUCAAACCUCUAAUAACACGUCGAGUGAGCGCGUAGUAACGCCAAAGUUUGUGGAUAGUGACGAUCAGAAAGAAGCACACUCCGUGACUCCAGCUAAAGCCGUCGCACCCGUCAAGUCCAGUUGCUCAAAUUAUGAAUUCUACACUAAUCUCAAUGCCUCUGAAUUUCCGGGGUCUGCAACAGCACCGCAAACUCCUGCUGAUGAACCUGCUGUUAAAGAAGCACCAAAAAGGAGGAAAGUAAAAAUGCCAAAGAGAUAUGAGGGCAUUUCGCCUCCAAGGAACUUGAACCGUCCCAAUACCUGCAGCAAAGAUGAAAAGGACUUUCCUGUGAAUAAAGUAGCCGAGAGCAUGGAGGCUCCUCCCAGUUUUGUCUACGUGACUUCACAGGCAGGAACGAAUUUUCGGCUUAAUUUUGUGGCAACCAACGUCUCUUUUGAACCAUUGUUUAUAUGUCCUAGGAAGAGGCGACCUAAACCGAACGAAAAGGAUAUUCAGGUGAUCGCUCAUGAAACUGUCGUGGAAGAAUAUGAUACAGCUAGUGACAGACUGUUUAUCACUCGUCCUAAGUUCAUUGUCGAACCUUACCAGGAUGAACCAGACAAGGUGGUACUACCACCGCUCCGUGUUUAUACGUCAAAUCAACUGCGUCGAAAUCCCGAAUCUAUCAGCCGUCCCCAGCGGAGUGCAACAGUGGGAUUUAUUUACGUGCGAUUUGAUGGAAUUUUGAUGAAAAUUCGCGUGAAACCCUUACCUAUAACAAAAGUCAAACUGCCUGUAACAGAUGAUGUCAAAGCGACAAUGGAAAGGCUGCGAAUGCCUUCAUCGGACUCUGCCAAAAACCGAGCCCAGCUCUUAGUCCGCUACAACAAUGAUGUACUGAAGAUAUCCUUUGGUCUUUCAGAAUGUUCACUUUCAAGGUUACCAGAACGAAAGUCACUGGCUAUACAAACAGAGGCUAAGGUUGUCCUUCGCUCUGAGUACUGUCCGGUAGCCCAGAAAAUGGUAUAUAUCCCGAUACCUGAGUCCACCUACUACUACAAAGACCCAAUGAUUGAUAUUCGACGCCUCAACGACCACUUUGCAAGGAUGAAGAUCCAUCCAUUAUGGAAACAUGAAAUGUUCCACAAACGUGUUUCUGCAAUGCGUGGCAGUGGUACAAUCGAGCAAAUGGUGGAAAAGGUUUUGAAGAGAAGUCGCGGCUCUAUCUUAGUAUUUGAAGGCUUUAAUGCCGUCGCCACAGCCAUUGGAGGGCUUCUUUGUGCACGUGUCUCAGACGGUGCCCAACUGUACGAGUCCAAAAUGCACACUUACCUUGGGAACAUUGAGCAAGAACCCCGUCCAAAGGAAGUCAAUGUUUCCUCUAGCGCCGAGCUACAGAUUAAGGUAAGGGUUUUCGUGCAACGGUUGACCUGA